This is a messenger RNA of Pieris brassicae (large cabbage white), 1769 nucleotides long. RefSeq names its product peroxisomal membrane protein PMP34 (gene PMP34). The record is from RefSeq and is a predicted model, not a curated record. The coding region runs from base 377 to 1213 and encodes 278 amino acids. The transcript is spliced from 3 exons. Gene Ontology annotation, cellular component: peroxisomal membrane. Gene Ontology annotation, molecular function: ADP transmembrane transporter activity; ATP transmembrane transporter activity; FMN transmembrane transporter activity. NCBI's taxonomy places the organism in Eukaryota, Metazoa, Arthropoda, Insecta, Lepidoptera, Pieridae.
GUGACUUUUCCAUACAAUCGUUUGGCGUGAGGGAGACACGACUGUGGAAAAGUGAUUUUGUCUCAAACCCUGUGUCCACUUUCCAGGAGUCCGAUGUGUCUGUGUUUCAGGGGAAUAUAAAAAAUACGUUUAAUGUUGAAUAAAUACUAAAAUAUAGUAGCGCAAGUCGCUAAAAUAAUGUGAUCACCUUCUGCAUAAAUUGCGGUUGAUUUUGUGACAAGUAUAAAAAAUAACGUUCAAAGUUCAAGAUAAAUAUUGUAAUCACAGUUACUUAUCUAGGGUACUACGAUGAGCGAUAUGAUUCAGGGCAUAGCAGAAAUCAUUUUACUUUAAAUUAUAAUAUUCGAACUUUAUACCCAAGUAUAUUUUCCUCAUUAUGGCACCAUUACUGUUUAGCUAUGAAACAUUGGUGCAUGCAGUGGCAGGUGCAACGGGAAGUGUUGUGGGCAUGGCUGCAUUCUACCCUUUGGACACAUUGCGUUCCAGACAACAAGUGGAAGAUUCCACUAAGCUGCAAGGUUCUACUUGGGAACUUCUGGUUCUCAUUGCAAAAGAAGAAGGUUUAGAUUCUCUGUAUUGUGGAUUGGGUCCCGUUUUACAAUCACUCUCUGUUUCCAAUUUUGUUUACUUUUACACUUUUCAUGCUUUGAAGAGAUCGUCUAUUGGUUCAACAGCAAUAAAAGACUUACUGUUUGGUGUAAUAGCAGGUAGUUUAAAUGUCUUGAUUACUUCACCUUUAUGGGUUGUCAAUACCCGAAUGAAGUUGGGUAAGAACAAUUAUAAAAGUCUCUCAGCUGGCCUUUUUGAGUUAUUUAAAAAAGAAGGGCUGAGAGGUUUAUGGUCUGGUACUGUGCCAUCCUUACUUUUGGUUUCAAAUCCUGCAAUUCAAUUUAUGGUAUAUGAAUCUCUAAAACGAAACUUUAUAGCAAUGAAUCGUUUCAAUACUUAUAGUGCAUUUAUGAUUGGUGCCAUUGCAAAGGCUAUUGCCACUACUCUGACUUAUCCUCUUCAACUUAUCCAGUCUAGGCUAAGAGCUGGCAGUAGUCUAAAACCUUUGUAUAAAGAUAUAAAGUCCAAUCCAAAAAUCAUAUUCAGGGGGCUUGAAGCAAAAAUUAUGCAAACAGUUAUGACUGCUGCUUUGAUGUUCCUUAUUUAUGAAAAGGUUGUAAGAUUAGUAUUAACAAUUAUGAGAGUUAAGGUUAACAAACAUUAAAUGUGAUUUAAGGGUAUAUUUCCAUUGUUUUGUUUUGUUUUAAAGUAGGUUAUGGCAAUGUGAAUGAAAUAAGUUUUUAAAUUAACUGAACUGACUAACUGAAAGUCAUAGAAAACUUUUUUUGUGUAGGUAUUAUAAUAGAUUCCAUAUUCAAAACCUAGCCAAAGAAUUUUGUGUGUUUAAAUAUGACAAUAAUUUUUAGAGCAUAAAACAUUCCAAAGAUUUACAGUUACCUAGCACUUGAGGAAAAUUAAUAUUGUUGAAUUUACCUUAAACAGGCGUUUCAGACAUAUUCAUGAUCUAUGAAAAAUAAUAAUGAGGUAAUUCAUUUAUGUAAGUAUUUCAUAAAAAAUAAAUUCAAAAUAUCUUACAAUAGAUAUAAAUAAACCAUGACAUUUUUAACUUAUGUUACUUAAUUUAUAUUUUUUUUGUCAUAAUUUUUUAUAUUUCUUUAAUGUGAUAUAGGAAAAACUGUGUUAUUGGAGUCUGGCUGUGUUUCAUUGGGUUUUUUGUUUUAUUGUUUAUACUGUGUUGGGAAGUAAGUGAAAAUAAAGUU